AUGCACACUGGACAGGUGUAAUGAGCGCUUGUAAAAAUGGCCAUAACAAGCGUUCUAAUCACCUGUAUAUGCACACUGGACAGGUGUAAUGAAUAUAUGUAAAAAUGACCAUAACAAGUGUUCUAAUCACCUGUAAAUGCACACUGGACAGGUGUAAUGAACACAUGUAAAAAUGUCUUUUGACUCCUAAAAAAAGUUUGUGAAAAAUGUUAAUUGCAAGUGUUAAGACGAAUUCCAUGUAGGACUAUCUGAACAUUUUGGCUUUCCAUAGCGCCAAAGAAUUUACGAACGCGCCUUUUGGUUGAGCGGGGUUCCGUUGCCAUGGUGACCAAUAGACAUCAACAACACGACGGUCGACAUGGCAUCUGAGACUAAGUUUUCCUUCAACCUCCUCCCAACCAAGACAUUUUCCUUCCUUCAGGACAAAAGCACACUACAACUACUCAUGAAAUGGUCCAUGCUCGGGCGCAUCUCAGCCCAGGCCUUCAGCUUUGACCAGAACUUCUACCCAUACAACAGCCACGACUUUACUCUGAGUUUCUUCAGAGACCCCUGUGUGCUGACCAACCUCAGGAAGAUGGAGGCUGGAGCCUGGGUUCCUCUGGAUAGUGAGGGCCAGUCCUGGUUACCUGGAUCAACAGAGGGUGAGGUGGUGUGUGUACAGGCAGAGGUAGUGCCGUGCAGUAAGGUCAGUAUGGAGAUGUUUGACCCUCUCUACUCCAGUGGAAUCAUCACAUCCUCUGGACACAUCAACAAAUGUUUCCAUGACACACACCCUGACUACGACCUCCUGAGACAGAUGCUGCAGGAGGAUGGCAGUGAGGAGUAUGGAGUGAUGGAGAGGAGAGAGUUCCUGUUCCUAGUGUUUAAACACAUGACUCUGGGAGGAGAGCUGUGUCAGUAUGAAGAUACCAUCAACCCCUACAUAGACACCACCAGAACCAUUUAUAGGGAUCUGGUCAGUGUUCAGAAGAAUCCAGAGAGCAAGGAGAUCAGUGUGGUUUCCACUGUCAUCAAAGUCUCUGCUUUGGAUGCAUCCGGUGUGUGUUACCCAGCCAGAGAAGAAGAGGAUCAGUCAUUCUCCUACCUCAUAGUGGACCCCUUCAGAAGACAUGUCUAUGUGUUCUACCACUGUUAUGGAGUAGGCGCCUUCACACUGUAACAUACACACACACCAAUCCAAUGUUUUGGACAAUCUGGUAGGGGGAGUGAAUGAGUUCCUACUUCAGGAAGAAUGGGGAGAAGCUGAGUUGGUCUAUUGUCUCAGUAAGUGGCCUGCUAGGAUGGACUGUUCCGUCUACAACUACUGUCUGACUGUUCCGUCUACAGCUACUGUCUGACUGUUCCGUCUACAACUACUGUCUGACUGUUCCGUCUACAACUACUGUCUGACUGUUCCGUCUACAACUACUGUCUGACUGUUCCGUCUACAACUACUGUCUGACUGUUCCGUCUACAGCUACUGUCUGACUGUUCCGUCUACAACUACUGUCUGACUGUUCCGUCUACAGCUACUGUCUGACUGUUCCGUCUACAACUACUGUCUGACUGUUCCGUCUACAACUACUGUCUGACUGUUCAGUCUACAACUACUGUCUGACUGUUCCGUCUACAACUACUGUCUGACUGUUCCGUCUACAGCUACUGUCUGACUGUUCCGUCUACAACUACUGUCUGACUGUUCCGUCUACAACUACUGUCUGACUGUUCCGUCUACAGCUACUGUCUGACUGUUCCGUCUACAACUACUGUCUGACUGUUCCGUCUACAACUACUGUCUGAC
Molecule: messenger RNA, 1783 nt
Organism: Oncorhynchus masou masou (cherry salmon)
Lineage: Eukaryota; Metazoa; Chordata; Actinopteri; Salmoniformes; Salmonidae
Gene: cfap300
Product: cilia and flagella associated protein 300
Exons: 8
Coding region: 359-1162 (267 amino acids)
Source: RefSeq, a predicted model, not a curated record